Rhodotorula toruloides NP11 is the source of this 804-nucleotide messenger RNA. RefSeq lists its product as uncharacterized. Bases 1 to 804 code for a protein of 267 amino acids. The transcript has 3 exons. Lineage: Eukaryota; Fungi; Basidiomycota; Microbotryomycetes; Sporidiobolales; Sporidiobolaceae. The record is from RefSeq and is a predicted model, not a curated record.
AUGGCCGACGCCGCAGACCUAUGGGAGAGCGAGCUUGGCGCGUUCGAUAUCGAGGUGGACGACUCGGCUGCUGCGGCGAGGAGGGAGCGGAUCGAGGCGAGUAGGAGGGCUGCCAAAGGGUACACGGCAAAGGUGGAAGAGCCUGGGUGGUUCAACGACCCCGACCAAGUCGCUCGCUCGAAAGGACCCGCCCGACCCGCUCUCUUUGCUCUCCACCAGCAGUACUACCUGCGCCGCUUCGGGGACGUGGUUCACGGAGGACUGGAUUUGCUACGGGAGGGCGUCAAGGAGGAAACGGAGGUGAUGGAUCUGGUGAUGAGGGCUGCUUUGCGGUGUGGGCAGGAGAAGCGGGAGGACGUGCUUGGGCUGGCGAGACAGUGGACUGAGUUCCCCAACCUCCCCUCCCUCUCCCUCGUCUCCGCCCGGAUCCUCCUCUCCAACUCCUCCCUCGCACCUCCCGUCUCUCCUGCCGCACCGACACUCCCAGACGCCGCUCCGCCCUCAGUACAACCAAACGAAGUCCUCUCCGCCUCCCUCUCGUCCCUCCGAAUCCACCCCUCCCUCCCCUCUCCCCGCUCGUUCCUCUCCCGCAUCCUCCUCUCAUCCCAUCCGCUCCUCUCGCAAGCUAUAACCGACCCUUCCCUCCUCGACACGCGAAGAACGGAAGUGGAGAAAGAGCUGGAGAGGGUCGAGGUGGGUGAGAAGGAGAAGGAGGUUUUGAGGAGGGUUGUGGUUCGGGCGGAGAAGGGCGCGAGGGAGGAGGAGGAGGAGGAGGGCGUCGGGAGGAACGUGAGGAGUUUGUAA